Messenger RNA from Drosophila subobscura, 1606 nucleotides. RefSeq names its product cytochrome P450 9b2-like. The transcript has 3 exons. NCBI's taxonomy places the organism in Eukaryota, Metazoa, Arthropoda, Insecta, Diptera, Drosophilidae. The record is from RefSeq and is a predicted model, not a curated record. Bases 26 to 1543 code for a protein of 505 amino acids. Gene Ontology annotation, molecular function: iron ion binding; monooxygenase activity; heme binding.
ACGAGGCAAGUGGGGGAACCUUGCGAUGGUUCUUCUGGAAAUAUGUUUGGCCGUUCUGGUCGGGGCUGUGCUUCUAUACAAGUGGUCCACAGCCACACACAACGCGUUCGAUGGGCGUGGCAUUUACUUUGAGAAGCCAACGCCAUUUUUUGGCAAUAUGGUGGCAUCUUUUCUGGGUCGAAAGUCGUUUCCCAGGCAACUCAGCGAGUUCUACCAACGCACAAAGAAGCACAAAAUUGUUGGCAUAUUUAGUAUGCGCAUGGCCAUGAUCCAGCUGAACGAUCCCGAAAUUAUCAAGAAGAUUUGCGUGAAGGACUUUGAUCACUUUCCCAACCAUCAGGUCUUUGCCCAGAGUAACGAACUUCUCGUCAACGACAUGUUGACUGUGAUGAGGGAUCAGCGCUGGAAGCACAUGAGGAAUACUCUAACCCCCGUCUUCACGGCAGCCAAAAUGCGCAGCAUGUUCGCCCUCAUGGGAGACAGCUUUGGGGAGUGCCUCGAUCACUUGUCGGGACUAUCGAAGGGUUCCUCAGCUGGAGAGGGUGUCGAGGUGGACAUGAAAGUGCUCUGCAAUAAGUUAUCCAACGAUCUGAUUGCCACCACCGCCUUCGGACUGAAGGUGAACUCCUUUGAGACCCCCGACAAUGAGUUCUACCAAAUUGGUCAGUCUGUAACCUUUGCCAGUGGAUCGCAGCUCUUCAAGUUCAUGCUGGCCACCCUCUUGCCAAAAGUUUUUCGUUUCUUUAAACUAAAGAUCUUUAACGCGGAAAAAGUCGAAUAUUUUGUCCGUUUGGUGGUGGAUGCCAUGAAAUAUCGCGAGGAGCACAACAUCAAUCGUCCCGACAUGAUCCAGCUGCUGAUGGAGUCCAAGAAGGAGUCCGAGGACAACUGGACUGACGAUGAGAUCGUGGCCCAGUGCUUUAUUUUCUUCUUUGCUGCCUUCGAGAACAACGCCAAUCUGAUCUGCACCACUUCCCUGGAGCUGCUCGAGAACCCCGACAUCCAGCAGCGCCUCUACGAGGAGGUGAAGGAGGUGCAGGAAUCCCUCAAGGGUGGACCACUCACCUACGAUGUAGUGCAGAAGAUGAAGUUCAUGGACAUGGUCAUCUCAGAGUCGCUUCGCAAGUGGACCCUGGCAGUGGCCACAGAUCGGCUUUGCUCCAAGGACUAUACUCUUAUAGAUGACGAUGGCACGAAGUUGUUCGACUUUAAGGUCGGUGAUCAAGUUAGUGUUCCAAUUUCCGCUCUCCACUGGGACGAUGAGUAUUUCCCCGAGCCCUUAAAGUUCGAUCCGGAGCGGUUCAGCGAUGAGAGGAAGAACGACAUUGUGCCCUAUACCUAUUUGCCUUUUGGGGUGGGUCCACGGAACUGCAUUGGCAGUCGAUAUGCACUGAUGCAGGUCAAGGGCAUAUUUUACAACCUGCUGAUCAGGUACAAGAUCGAGAGAUCGCCCAAGACCGUCAAGGAUUUGUAUGCACAGCAACGCGGCUUCACCAUAGCUCCCAAGGGUGCCUUCUGGAUGCGCCUGGUGCCUCGGCAAUAAAUUGAUAACCAAUCGCCGAUAAACGAUCAAAUAAACUUUUUUAUGUUUUUAUAUUUCCAAACA